GAAGUGACUUCAAAAUCCCAUUUUCCUUGAUCCGGCAAACAAGAGGACGACGAAAUUAUGGCAAAAAGUAGACACAGGUAAUGGAAAAUCAUGAUGGAUUCUGGAUAAUUCAACUAUUAUCCAGAGAAAUGAUGAUGGACACUGGAGAAGUUCAUUAUUUUGACCAGAAUGAACAGUUUUUUGAUAAUUCAACAACUAAAAACAGGAAUAAUCCAAAUAUUUCCAAAAAAAUGAAUAUGAUGAAAUAAAAACCACAUACACAUAAAAACUAACCUCAAUAAAAUUUUGACAUUUUUUGACUAUAAGAGAAAAGUAUAUCUUUCCCUUUCUUUAACAUUCUGUUAGAAAGAGACAAAAACAUAGACUGCAAUGGGUCAAUACGCAAAUGAAUGACUAUAAACAACUUACUGUCAGCCAAAUGUCAGAAAAAUGUUUUUAUGUUUUUUGUUGCUGAUAAAAUUAUUAUUAUACAAAUCUCCAUAAACAAAUAACCAUCAAUGUAAUUCAACAUACAAACAACCUGGAAAAGUAUUGCCCAUUAUGAAUUACAAAGUUUUUUGAACCUGAAAGUGAUUAUUGUACUAAAACCAUGGAAUCUCGAAUAGAAACAGCCAUAAGAAUAUGCCCCAUUUCAGGCAACAGUCCAGAAAUAUGCGUGGAAAGCGACACCUUGAACAACUUAAUCAAAAUCUCCAACAAUCAAACCUACCCUGUAUGCAAUGCAUUGCCUUUUAAUUGUUCCCAAAACACCGUUUUCGUAAGUACAAUAGAGCCUCUAGUCUCAUAUUUUUUAGAGGGCUGCGAUGUUAGUGUGGUCACUUUUGGCCAGGCCCAAACUGGCAAAACCUACACCCUUUAUGGACCUGGUUUGCAUUGUGCUGCCAGUGAAAUGGAGCACGGCAUUGUGCCAAGAUUCAUACGAGAAGUCCUUACAAAGCUCAAAACUGUUAACAACAAAGAAGUAACAUGGUCCUUGCAUAUAACCUGGUCUCAGAUAAAUGGGGAUUCUAUCCAAGACUUAUUGGGCAGCACUAGUGUUGAAAUUGAAGACAUUUUAGAAGCUUUUCAGUUUAUACAAUUAGGGCUUUCUAGUUUAGCUGGCAAAUGUACUCACAACUUAUUUACUCUUACUCUAGAACAACAAUCUGUAGCUGAUUCUUCUGUGCUGCACAGAGUGUCCACAGCUAGUUUUGCUGAUUUGGCUGCCAGCGAAAAAAUGAUUGUCCAUGAUGGGCAACAAAUACAAACUAUACCAAAUGAAGUGGGACUUCAGGCACUGCAAAAUUGUAUUAUGACAUUAUCAGAGCAAUAUUUAAGAAACAUUCCAUUUUAUCCAAACCAAAUUCCUUAUGCCCAAUCAGUAUUAACUACUUUAUUAAGAGACUCGUUUGGUGGCAGAGCAAAAACAGUAUUCAUGUGUUGCAUUUCACCCCUUGUACAAGAUUUUGGUGAAACUGCUUAUACCCUAGCAAUAGCCACAAGGGCUCAACUAAUCAAAAACUUUGUCACUGUUAAUUCAUACACAACUUCUGAAAACGCUCAAGAAAACUUGGACAUAUUUGGUUUGCAAUUUGCUGCCAAUCAGCUGCUGAAACUAGUUGUCAACGCUGAAGAAUUGUUCCAGAGGCUUGUCACUGCUGGCGAUUUGAAGAAAUCCGAGUUGGAACAAAUUUCUGAAUGGUUGAUGAUGAAGCAAGAGUGUGAAGAAUGUUUGAGUGAUACUUCUGAGCCGCAUAGAUCGCUGGAAAGGAUUGAGGAAGAGGGUGAAGAGGAGGAAGAUUUUAGUGAUGAGGAAACUACAGAGAGGUCGGAAAGUGAUGAGGGGUUGAGUGAAGAUGGUGAAGGUCAAUCCAUAUUGGAUGAGCUCAUGGCAGUAUUUCAACAAAAAACUGAUGAUCUAGUCAACAAAGCUAAUAUUAUCGAUAUAACAUCUAGGACCCCACUUGUGGAUAGUAUAAAUAGCAGUUCAAACUAUCCUCAUUACCAUAAAGGCGCCAGAGGUAGACGAACCAGUAUUCAUUCCUUUGAGGAAUUGCAACAUCAAAAGCAAGAUUCAUUCAACUCGUCAGUCUUCAGCGAAGAAGAUGUGAAUGUAGGGGACAAUCGUAAGGAUUUAUUUGACAAACCAAUCAAUGUAGGGUCAAAGAAAAAAAUGUUAAAACAGAUAAAUCUUGUAAUCAAAGGCUACGAUAAACAAAUGGCCGACUUAGAUCAAACGAUAAAAGUAAAAGAAAACCAUAUAGCGCAACUGUUGCAACACAAAGACACAAAAUCGAAUGCGCACAGUAAAAUCGAACAAAAAUGCCAAAAAUUAAAAAGAGAGCUCAGAAGCACCCAAGACAAAGUAACUUUGGCACGUAAAAACAACAAUCAUUUCCUAGAAACCAAAUAUCGCGAAGAACUAGGCGAAGUAGAAACCAAACUAAAAGACGUUGAAGUCUUGAAAAACAUGACAGAGGACGACAAUAAACGUUUGCAAGAGCUGGAAGGCAGUUUGCUGAUGUCAAAAAAGCAAAUGGAAAAAGUCAUAAAGCUCAAAAGACGCGAAGAACGAAAAAAGCAAACAUGCGAAUCUUCAAUAAUAGAAAACAAAAAUACUAACACUUCUAAUGAAACUCCAAAAAGCUACGACGAUUCUAAAGCUUUGGUUUUACUGAAACUAUCAAAUUCUGACCUGGAAGAAAACAGUUUGUCGCUAUCUAGUGAAGAACUCGAAAGAUACAGACACGAAAUUCGAAAUCUGCGAAAAACUAGAGAGUAUCUUGUUGAGCAACGAUGUCAAAUAGAUACGAAGUCGCAAAACAAAAAAAUACUUAAUGAAAUUGAAGAAAAGAAGCUGCUGCAAUAUGAAGAAGCUAUUGAAGCUAUUGAUUUGGCUAUAGAAUAUAAAAAUGAACUUUUGUGUGGGCAUAAAAGUAUAAAUGAUAAAACAGUGGAAAUCGUAGAAGAGCCUGGAGAUGUCAUGCUCAUGGAUAGAUUGAUGCAUUUGAGUGAAAACGAAAUGCGCAUGUUGUUGUACAGAUAUUUUCAAAAGGUUAUUGAGCUUCGUUUGAGUGGCAAAAAACUAGAACUACAAGUAAUUGACUAUGAAAAUCAAAACGAAACUCUCAUCAGUAGAGUCCAGAAUUUGAGUCACAAUUUACAACAAGUCAGACUAGAAGGGGAAAGACGUGUUAUACAUUUGCAGCAACAGCACGAAGAUAAAAUUCAUCUUGUUUUGAGGCAUUUGGCUGACGAUGGUGGAGCAGCUGGAGGUGAUACCAGCAGAGGAUUGAGAAUAUUUGGUAAACAAGCUAUACCAAGGCCAGUGAGUGGUGCUACAAGUAAAAUGGAUAAGAGCAGUCUAAUUACAAGAAUAACUCGAAUAGCGCGUACUACUGAAGUAGUUCCCAGGCAACUUCAGAACGUACUUCCGCCGCCCCAAGCGAAAAUAACUAGACAGAAAAAUAAGCUUUUUAUUCAGCAAACUAAUAAUCCAGAGUAGAUUUUUUUUUUUUGUGAUAUUAUUGUAGUUUGUAAUCGGCUUCUUUUUUCAAGUAUAGUCAAAACAUAAACCACAUUAAGAUAUUUAUUAUAUAGACUCAAAAAAUUCAACAAAUAAAAAUGUUAACUACAUACAAGCAUUAUCUUAAAAAAUGGUUAACACUUAAUAUAAACUUUUUUGUUUUAAUACAUAUAACUUAUUCUUUAGCUUUUAAUUGUUUCAAAAUCUGAUCAGAAACAACUUUCGUUGCCUUGUCAGCGUUAGGAAUCAAAAAUCUAUCCAUAUCGGAUAUUUUCAAAUUCUCCCCAUCAGGUACCCCAUAUUUGAAAGUAAUCAGUUCUGGAUGCCUUUUUCUAGCAGUUAUUUUCACUAUAGCUGAUAGAGGGCGUUUGACAAUCACUUCGGCUGCACCUCUAGAUUCAGGCACUUCCCUCAGUACUAUUAGCUCACAUUCAGUAACUAUCAGAUGACUUUUGAACAUUGCUCCAUUCAUUCUCACUUCUUGACAAGGAAAAUGCUGGAUUAUUUCAGGUUUUUUCAAGUAGGAUUGGAUUUGGACCAUUUCGUGAUUGUCUUCUCUUUCUUGCUCCUAAAAAUAAUUAUUAUUAUUAUUAUUUUAUUUUAAAUAUCAACUCUAAUUACCUCAAUAUUAGCCACAUUAUCAUGAUCAUCAUCUAUACUAAAUACUGGUGCAACAUCCCUAUAUCUCCUGCCAAUUCUAUCGUUGCUAGAAACGUGCCUCUCUUGCACAGGACUAUUGCUGGGAUUCACAAUAUAUUCGAUCAGUUUUCCAGUUACCUCUGCAGACUUGGACCUCAUCGCUGCUGAUAUUUUACCAAACAAAUCACCAGAUUGGCCUGGCGUUUUUACGUUGGCCUGCCUCUCAAGUUUGGCUGUGAAAUUUGGCAUGCAAACAAUGCAAUGCCUAGGACUGUGGUCCUGCAAGUAACCCAAAUUAUCAGACAGAUAAUCAUGUAGUGCCAAAUAGCCACCAGUCAAUAGAGAAACGUAUUUGGUGUGUUUUUGCAAAAACGAAGCCACAAUCAUGUGAGUAUAUUGAUCUUCUUCGUUGCUUCCUGAUCCUAGGAAGCAUAAAUGUUCACCACCUAAGAAAAAUAUAUUGAAAUAUUUUGGUUUGAUUUUUAUUUAAAAGAAUUAUCACCUGCUGUUGAGUUGUGAGCUAAAGCUUGUCUUUGUGCACUUAAAAGACCCUGAACGGCCGUAGCAAAGGCACUAGGCUCUUGAAGCAUUAAAUUGCAAUCUAAAUGAAAUGCUGUAGGUAAAUGGCCGGCGUUGUAAUGCUCCACAGGUCGACAAUCAACCAGAAAGAAU
This is a messenger RNA of Ceutorhynchus assimilis (cabbage seed weevil), 4816 nucleotides long. The record is from the annotation of a GenBank genome assembly. Lineage: Eukaryota; Metazoa; Arthropoda; Insecta; Coleoptera; Curculionidae.